Messenger RNA from Ipomoea nil (Japanese morning glory), 619 nucleotides. RefSeq lists its product as uncharacterized. The transcript is spliced from 4 exons. Lineage: Eukaryota; Viridiplantae; Streptophyta; Magnoliopsida; Solanales; Convolvulaceae. The record is from RefSeq and is a predicted model, not a curated record. The coding region runs from base 20 to 619 and encodes 199 amino acids.
CUAAACUAAUUCAACUAAGAUGGAGAUCAGCAGUGUCAUCCUCAGUAUCAUUACUACCAUGAUCCUGAUUUUCUCUUCUCUCUUAGGAUCUGCUCAGUCAAGAAUCCUCAUACCUCGUAAUGAAGCGAUAAUGGUCAACCGGCCUGCAAUCUCGCCACCUCCAUCUCCAAAACCCUCUCCACCACCCAGACAAGCCAUGAAUCCAUUUUUGUGGUCUGCAACCACAUAUGACUUCUACAAAUUCACAGCGUUUGUCUUUCCUAGUACUAAGAGUUUGAAGAAUUUGUUCGCUUUUGCUGAUAACAACAGCGGCUGUUGUGGCCGCAGUAAUCCACCAAAACCGCCUUCUCCGGACCCGAACCCUCCGGACAGGCAGAUUGACGGCGACCAGAAUGUGGUGGCGACCGGUGAUUAUAGGACACCAGCAUCACGGUCUUUGCCCUGGGCGUUACCACUUUCAGCGUCGUACUACGUUAAUAAACUCAAAAGCUUUAUCUUUCCACCUACUAUUAUUGGUAGUAAUAAUUGGUACGGCCGCGAGAGCCCGAAAUCCCCUCCAUCCCUGACGGCGAACACUCCUGGCAGGCAGAUUGACGGCCACAAAUUACAGGUUGAAUAG